CCAGCGGCUUUUCAUUGGCACUGGCAGGCCUGCGCCGGGUGCUUCACCUGCUGUGCCCCGCACCCUCUUCAGUGGCUCCAGAGCUUCGGUACGGGCUUUGCUGUUGGCGGCUGCCCGCAUGCAGGCGCUGGCCUCUCGUUGGCUGCUCGCUCCUCUCGAUAGCCUGUUUUGGCGGCAAAAGGCUGGCUUGUACGCGUACCAAGCUGCCAACAAAGUGACACCACAUACAAGACAUGAUUGCAUUAGCAGGUACCGACAAGGCGAUCACAGAUCCGUCAUUCACUCGCCCAACAGAAGACCCAGCAUUGCAAUAAAUUCGCACAUGGGUGGCCAGAAAAGGGGCCUGUCAGAAAACAGCGGUAUGCGUUUCAACCAGGCGCAGCGGCAGCGACAGGUGGAUUCCGCCGGCUUGUCCAAUGGAGCAGGUACAUGUGCAGCAUUCCGGGGUAGCACCAGCUUUGGCAGCUGCAUUCACUGACUCUUCGUUGACGUAUUGGC
Molecule: messenger RNA, 498 nt
Organism: Trichoderma asperellum CBS 433.97
Lineage: Eukaryota; Fungi; Ascomycota; Sordariomycetes; Hypocreales; Hypocreaceae
Source: the annotation of a RefSeq genome assembly